Messenger RNA from Petromyzon marinus (sea lamprey), 8457 nucleotides. NCBI's taxonomy places the organism in Eukaryota, Metazoa, Chordata, Hyperoartia, Petromyzontiformes, Petromyzontidae. The record is from RefSeq and is a predicted model, not a curated record.
ACCCCCACUGCGCGCAGGAGCCGCCAUGGAGGACGAGACAAUGGAGGCGUCGGUCGUGGUGGCGGCGGCGGACGGCGGCGAGACCCUGCGCGGCCGCCUGCUCGCCCUCACGGACGGCCUGCCUCCCCGGGCCCAGCCCGGCGAGCUCGCCUCGGCGUCCGGCAACUACUGCCAGCGAUUCUGCGAGGUGCUGCUGGAGCAAGCGGGACGAUGGAAGGUCACGGAGAACGCCCUGGAGCUGAUGGACGUGUACGAGUCGGCCAUCGCGAGCCUGGCAACUGCGCGGCCCCUCCUCUCCUCCGCGUGCGAGAACGUGGACCUGCUGCUGGGACGGCUCGCGCUGAGCUGCUUUGAGCUGCUGCUGCACCUACCGGAGUCGGGGGUUCCGGGGGACACGUGGGGGGCCUUCUCUACGUCCGUGAAGGAGAGCCACGAGAGGCUGGUGGCUUGCGGGAACAUGGAGCUGCACGCGUUGUGCACAGUGGUUGAGGCCGGCGGUGCGUGGGACACCCCUGAGAUGAAGGCCAUCCUGGAGGAGAAACCCCUGGAUGCCGAUCGAGUGGACGCGUACCUGGAGGUGGAGGGUGCGCCGCUGCUGGAGCUGCGGCUGAAACGCCUGGUGGCUCUGGGCUGGCUGCCGUGUGCGCUGGCGCUGGCCCGGUGCUGCACGCGCCAAGCGGCCCUCUGCACGGCCACGCCGUUCUUCCGCCAGAUGCACCUGUCCCUGCUGUGCGAGUCCACCUCCUCCAACCAGGAGCUCAUGCAAGAGGUGGAGGCCCUGGAUAGCAGCGAGGCCGUGGAGAUGAUUUGCAACCUGGAGGCAGCGGGGCACGUGCGCACCGCCCUCGUGCUGUGCACGGCCGUGCUCACGCGCCAGCUGCACCGCGGUGACCUCAAGUGUUCCUGGGAGCUGACCCUCUUCUGGAGCAAGCUGCAGCGGCAGGCAGAGACCUUCGACCCCAACAUGUUCCUGGAGUCAUGUCGCCAGCUCGCUGCUCUCUCCAAGAACGUCUACCAUCUUUUCUUCCUCAUCAAAGUCAUCCAGUCGGAGACGCAGGCGGUGGGCUCGUCGAUGUGCGUGGAGCUGUGCGUCCGCGGCCUUCGCAUGGAAACCAAGGAGGAGGGCCACGGCAUCACGGCGUCGCUCUGCAAGACGGUCGGCUGCCUGCUGCCCGACGACCUGGAGGUGCGGCGUGCCUGCCAGCUCACCGAGUUCCUCCUGGAGCCCUCAGUCGACGCCUUCUACGCCGUGGAGGCACUCUACACGCAGCCCGACCAGCGCUACACCGAGGAGACGGGCCUCAUCGCCAACUCGCUGCGCUGCGAGCUGCUGCUCCUGCUCAAGAUGCACUGGCCCUUCGACCCCGAGUUCUGGGACUGGAAGAAGUUGAAAAGCCGCUGCCUGAUCCUGCUGGGCGACACGGCGCUGGAGAUUUGCUCGGCCGAGGAGCUCCGAGAAGCCAUCGAGGUGCCCGUCAAGGUGGAGAAGGUGGAGGCGGCGGAGGCGAGCGAGGAGAAGCCCCUCAUCUCCGCGGAGGAUGACCGCAUCUCGUGGCGGGAGGUGCUGUCCAACACGAGCCAGCACACGCGCUCCAACGGCCUCAACGGCGGCCGCCGGCAGAUGAGGUCCCUCGGCGGGCAGCGCAUCGCCACGCCCAUCUUCCACAAGUGCAGGCUGUGCCGGCGCGAGGUGCUGGGCCACCGCAUCGUGCGGCAUUCGCAGAAGCACAUCGUGAAGGGCGUGCUGCUUUGCCCUCUGUGCCCCAAGGAGUUCCGCGAGCUGCAGGACGGCCUGUGGCACGUGCAGAUGCAUGUGAAGCGCGUGCGCCACAUGAUGCAGCUGCAGAAGAAGAAGCUGUUCAGCUCGGAAAGGCUGUCGGGGGACGACGACGACGACGACGGAGGGGACAGCAGCGACAACAGCAGCAGCUCAUACGGGCGUCCCAUCAACCACCGCCGGGUGAGGAAGAGCACCGGUUACGGCAAGGAUUUUAUCACUUUUAGUGACCCCGAGGGUUCGGACGAUGAGACUAAAGAUCUUUCCUAUCUCCCCGAUAAGGCUAACGGAGCCGCGGAGCCGGCGAGGACCGAAGAGACCUUCGUGUGCCCGGCGAACGGCUGCCAGAAGCUGUUCAAGUACUUCAAGAACAUGUUGGCCCACGCCAAGAUGUUCCACAGCGAGGACGAGGAGCUCAUCGACGCGCUCGUGCAGCAGCAGGAGGCGCGCCGGCGUAGCUGCCGCUUCUGCAAGAGGAAGUUCGAGACGACCGACCACCAGAAAGACCACAUGAAGAUCCACCGGGGGCCGUGCCCGUACGUGUGCAUCCAGGCGGACUGCGGCAAGCGUUUCCGCACCGCCGAGGAAGUCAGCGAGCACUCGCUGCGGCACAAGCACUUCAGGGCCGUAUGCAGCUACGGCGACUGCCCCGAGCGCUUCAGCCAGAGGCACCUGCUGUACAAGCACGAGGCGAAGCACUACCAGUUCGGCGUGUUCUCCUGCUCCGUCAACGUGUGCGACAUGUUCGGCGUGGGCCCGCGCAAGCCCAUCUCCAAGCUGCGCGUGAAGCAGGGCGACAGAUCGAACGGCGGCGGCGGCGGCGGGGGCGGCGGCGACAAGGCGCAGAGCCGCAGGGGACGGCCGCGCAAGGCGCACUCGGAUCUCGUGAUGAUGUUGCCCGAGAACCUGGAGGACGGCGACGUGAUGGUCGACCCCAAAAUGCGCAACGCACUCGACACCAUCGGCACGGCGCAGGGCUUCGUCAAGGUGAAGAAGAAGGCGCUGAAGCAGUUCCUUUGCGGCAUCAACGGCUGCACGCGCGCCUACACGUGGCUGAGGAGCCUGAAGCAGCACAUCGUGAUGUCGCACGAGGAGCACAAGCAGGUCGUCACCAAGGAGCGCCACCUGCUGCCGGACACGCUGCGCGGCGAGGACGGCACGGCCGGAAUGUUUGGCGGCGGAGCGGCGAGCGGCGCCCUGCAUGCCCUGCAGAAGGCUCAGCGCGAGAGGGUUCGGUCGCGUCCGCUGCAGCGCCAGAUGAGGAUCCGGACCGGGUGCACGCACAACCGCUACGCCAAGUGGCCGGCGAUCUACAAGAACGGCAAGUUCAUGUGCAGCCGGUGCUUCUCGGUUUUCGACAACCCCAAGUCGCUGGGCGGGCACCUGGCCCACAAGAAAAACUGCAACCCUCCCUUUGGGAAGUCUGGGGACAGCGACGAGAACGAAUCGAACGAAGCCAUGGCGGAAGAGCGGGAGGAAUCGGCGUUCAAAUCGGAGGAUAACGAGAUGGUGAUGAUGGACACAUUUAAUGACGACGACGACGAUGGAGUUGACGGGAGCGAUGGCGCUGUUAAGGAGGAUCUGGAUGACGUGCCUGGUGAAUGCAAGAGGCCACUGCCGUCCGCCAGCGCGGGCUUCCCGGAUUCCCGCGGUGACGCCCAGAACGUGAUGGCACAGGGGAGGACCCAGGCUGCGGGUCAAGAAGCCGCUGCCAUAUCGCGCAUGAAUAUCAAGCAAGGCACGCCCCGGCAGGCCAACUUGCUGUGCUCCGACGCGGCUGAAGGUGGUGAGUUCCAGGCCUUGUCUGGCCAUGCCCAGCAGCUCACCUUCGUGAAGACGGAAGACUUCAGCCCGGCCGCCGACGCCGACUUGUCCGGCACUUCGCAAGCGCUGGACGGGUCCCUGGAGAGUAGUUCCAGCGACCAGCCCCUCGUGCCCUACAGGCCGCCGCCGCUGGAGAGGACGGACUGGAGCUCAAACUCGUCGGAUUCCUUCAUCCAGCCGUGCGAGAAUCCCAUGCACAGCAGCAGCCCCUCGGCGGAGGUGACCGACCACUUCAGGCAGGCGUACGCCGUCAACUCUCAGGUCGACCCGUCCAUCAACGUGGAUCCGUACAACCAGCCGUACGAUGGGCCGGUGCCGGGCCUCCUGAGCUCCUCGGACCCUCCGCUGCCAUCAUUCGACGGCUGCGCACCGACGCCGGCGCCGUACCCCUACAGGGCGCCGUUCACGGGCGCCGACGGUGGCGUGCCGGAGCGGCCACUGUCGUCGUCCUACAAGCCGCCGUUCUCGAGCCCCGAGAUCAACCUCGCCGAUUCCGCUUACCUCUUCAAGCCUCCGCCGCCGGACCUGAACGCCGAGGGCAUGAUGGGGCAGUACGGCGACGCGGACGGUGGCGCCCCACCCGGCUUCCGGGCACACGUGGAGUUGGUUGGCGCCGAGGCGGUGGAGCCUGGCGCGUUUUCAACCGACCUGCAGCCGUCCGGGGUCUACCCCACCAUCCAGGGUGGACUCUUCGGAGAGAUGAGCGUGAGCGAGAUUUUGGAGACGGUGCGGCAGAUGGACUUUGACAACCCGGACGGAAGGGCCGAGGCGAACGGCGCGGCGAACGCCAGCGUGUGGUCGGGCACCAAUUACGAUCAGCACUACUGGAGUCCCGGCGCGGGCGACGCCGGCAUGGGACAGCCGAGGUUCGGCUUCGACGACGAGUUCUUCCCAGAGUUUUCCGACAGCGUCGACGCGCAGGUCGUGAAGCAGCCGAGGAAGAGGAAGCGAUCGUCCGACGAAUCGGAUCGCCCAUCCAAGAUGAAGAUCAGGCCCUACGUUUGCCACAUCUCACUUUGCAAGUACGGGGCGCUGACGCGGUGCGCACUGGUAAACCACUACACGAAAGUCCACAGCUACAGCAAGAACGACGUCGCCCAACUGAGCCACUGCCAGUCCACCUUCACGCCAUUCCGCUGCGUGAUGCCCGACUGCAAGAAGUCGUUCACCCGAAAUUCCAACCUCCGGUCGCACUACCGUGGGUGCCACAAAAUCGACGAAGUCCAGCUGGAGAAGCUGUGCCGUGAGUCCCUCAACGCCCUGGCGCCGCCGACACUGCUGCCUGACUCGGCGGCGGUCGGAUGCAGCUCGGAGGAGAUGGCCGACGAGAAGCCUCCGCCGCAGCUGAAGAUAUUGGUGCCGCCGCCGACCACCCUGGCCACGGGGCUGCCGCAGGAGGACGGCGCCGGGCCCACCUGCUCGACUCCCGUGCACCACAUCGUCAAAGUGGAGCCCAACGAGGAGCACGGGGUGGACCCUGGCGGCCUGGCACCGCCGCACAUGACCGCUCCGGACAUGGCUCCACCGCUGUCGCCGUCGAUGAGUGGCGAUCGGGACCCGGCUCGCAAAAGUGGUUUCAUGGCAGAGGACGAGCGCCUGAAGGAGGCCAUCAAGUUGGAGAGGAAAUGGAGCUCGUCGCUGAGCGAGCUCUUGCAGUCGAAAGAGUCUCCGGUUGUCCAGGAGCAGACCGCCGCCGGCAGCAGCGGCGGCGGUGAAUCCAGCAAAGGAUUAAGCGACAAGGCUCUCCAGAACUUCAUCAAGGCGAGGAUCAACGCGAAGGUGAAGCAGAAGAUCAAAAACAAGAUCAAGCAAAAGGGCAUCCGAUGCACGCUCAAGUGGUGCAAGGCUUUGUUUGGCACGGAGGAAGAGCUGCAGCAGCACCUGGCGAAGCACAAGGACGAGCCGCCCGUCGUGAAGAUAAUGCGACUCUACAAGUGCAACCUCAUCGAGUGUGGCAAGUCCUUCACGCAGCUGUACAAGCUGAUACGCCAUUACUCCUACAACCACCACAUGACCCUGGAGGAGGUGCGGAGCACCAUUCCAACGGAGUACAUCAGCGAGUUCCGUUGCGACCAGCCCAACUGCCUGGGCUCCUUCACUCGCUUUUCGAACCUCCAGCGGCACCAGCAGAGUCAGCACGGCAUCAACUUCGAGGCGCCCAAGAAGAAGCCGUUCGCGUGCAACUUCUCGGGGUGUAAUGCCUCAUUCGGCGUGGCUCUCAACCUCCAGGCUCACAUCAAGCAGAAGCACCUCGGCGGAAAGGAUGGCGGCCCGCGCCUCUCCGACUCUGACGGCGGCGUCCAGAUCUCGGAGUGCGAGCAGAGCGGCACCACGGACGAGAGUGAAGAGCUCAGCAGCUCUGGGGACCAGUGCUCGCUCGAGAACGCAUUCAAGGCGAGCAAAGAGGAGACGCCCGACGUCCCGCCGGCCUCGGAUGUGGAACAUCGUGAGCAUCAAAAGCAGCAGCAGCAUCCACAGCAACAGCAGCAUCCACAGCAACAGCAGCAUCCGCAGCAUCCGCAGCAGCAGCAGCAGCCGCAGCAGCAGCAUCCGCAGCAGCAGCAGCAGCAUCCGCAGCAGCAGCAGCAUCACCCGCAGCAUCAGCAUCCGCAGAAGCAGCAGCCGCAGCAACAGCAGCAGCAGAAUCAACAGCAUCAACAGCAGCUGCAGCAGCCAGAGAAGUGUGUUGUGACAGAGGCUCCACCUGACGUCCCAUCUGCGACUACAAAGAGCGGCGGUGACGAUGCUGCACCACAAGGCCCCCCGCCAACCGCCAUCUGCCCCAGCUUACUGAAAACGGAGCUAGAAAUGCUAAAGAUUUGCAAAAAGGACAUAUGCAAAGAUCAGUAUCCUUGCAUGCUCAAGGAGUGUGCAGGAGUUGUGCGCAGCCAGUAUAGCCUCAUGAGACACUACAGAGUGGUUCACAAGAUGCCCACGACGCAAUUAAAUUUCAACUACAAAAAGUUGGUCAUCUGUCGGGGCUAUGAGUACAUUUGGCGAAAGUGGAAUGAAGGUUUCCUCGACAAGAUGCAGGAAGGGAACACCGAGCCGAAGCCUCUGGAAAAGCCGAAGCAAGAAGGAGUGUGGAAAGAGAUGCAGAGUCAGCGAGUGAUUAAAGUUGAGCAUGACCCUGACAUUUUACACAAUGGUGUGCGCAUGCUGCUCGAGGGUGAUCUGGAGCCGUCGGGAAUAAUCAAUCGGUGCGGAGAGCUGAUCCCGAUACCGCAAGAUUCCAGCUCGAGUUUCUCAACCACCACGACUUUCGACGUCGUGAACGGCAGUGGCACGGAGACGAUGAACUUUUUGUCGAACGUUUCUGGAUUUUCGAAGAGCGCUCCCGGCUCCCAGAAUCAACUGCGAGCCCAGACGGCGACGAAACGCGUUCCCGCAAAGCGGCUGGACAAGAAGUGCAUCUUGAAAGGCAUCUCAGUGUCCGACCCGAAGCGCAGGCGAGGCCGCCCGAGGAAGCUGCCCGAUCAAACGGACGCCGCCGCGGUUGCCGGCACGACGGAGGCGACUUCGGAGCCGCCACAAGUGUGCGAGGGCGCCGCGCAGGUCACCUCGGAAGUGCAGGGGGAAGGGGAGUCCUCAAAAGGUGAGCAGCAGGCCGAGACGACCCCACCGCCCGCUGCCCUGCCACCACCACCCCCCGCGCCUGAGAAACGCCCGGCCGCCGUGGAGCGCGAGCGACCGCUGCAGCAGCUGCUGGAGAACGUCAAACCCGUGGGAUUCGAGUCGUCAUUCAUCAAGUUUUUGCAAAACUCGCAGAUCCACAGGCAGGGCGGCAGCGGCGGUGGGGGCGGCCGCGGCAGUCGCGGCGGCCACAAGGGGAUGAUCUGGGUGAAGCAAGCGGACGGCAGGCAGAAGCCUCUGCAGGCCACGCGCAGGGCUCACGGCGUUGCGCCCAUGCGGGGAAUGGGCGCGGGACCCCUGCACCUGCGACGGUCGGGGCCGGACGCGCACAGGCACCCGGUGCUGCACCCGCUGGAGAACAGGAGGUCGAGCUUCGAGGAGGUGAUAGUCAUCCCGGGAAAGGUCUCCGGGCACGUGAAGGGGCUGCGUCUCGUGCUGGACAAGCGGCUGCUUCAGCACACGCAGCUCAAGGUGAAGCAGCUGCUGUCCCUGAAGCCCGUGGUGAUCCUGGAGAGGCUGCAGAGGAACUCUGAUCCGCGGGACUCUCUUCUGCCAGUGGCUGUGGAUCUGCAAGCGUAGCGUUGUGCGUUCACAAUGAUCGUCAGCAGUAUUAAUGUGUCUAGUGACGAGGGCUGUGAGCAUGUAUUAAAAAAAAUGAAUGAAAAAAAUGUAACGUUCGUAAAUCGACCUUUUUAAUUUUAUCUAUUGUGUUUGGGUUAAUUAUUUUCUGGAAAACACGUUUAGUUGUAAGGUGGUAUGUACAUAGUGGUUUUCAUUUUCAACCUUGUAAAAAAACCUCCCAUUACACCAGUGAAACCGCCUGUUAAUAUAGACUUAUCAUAGCAGGUUUGCCUUUUAUUUACAAACUAUCAUGUUCUCUGCAAAGGAUACAAUUGUUUCCCCCACAAUGCCAAUAUAACAUUUCUGUGUUGUGACCUGAUGGUGCUCUUUUAAUUGAUAUUGCCACGUUUACCGUGUAAACUCCACUGGCAAUGAAACAUUGAGUUUAUACUAUCAGUCCAGUUUGGUUUUUCCAUUUAGUCUUUUUUGGUUUGAGUUUUGACUUUGGUGUAUAGAACGUCGCUUUACACGGGGCUUGCUACGAAACGACUUUAUAAUAAACUGAAAAAUUAAUGAAAACCUUGCAGAGAUACUUGUAUGAUUUCGUGACCACGAUGUAUUGCUUUUGACUUAUUUGUAACUUAGUAAAUGCAUUGCUUUCA